This is a messenger RNA of Trichomonas vaginalis G3, 339 nucleotides long. Its product is annotated as acylphosphatase family. The record is from RefSeq and is a predicted model, not a curated record. Bases 1 to 339 code for a protein of 112 amino acids. Lineage: Eukaryota; Parabasalia; Trichomonadida; Trichomonadidae. The transcript has a single exon.
AUGUCUGCUACAGCCUAUUUCACAUUCCAUGGUCAUGUACAAUAUGCAAUGUUCCGCCAAACAAUUAUGCGUGGAGCCAUAAAGCGUGGAAUCGAAGCUGGUGCUACAAAUUGCACAGAUGAUAAGAAUAAAGUUAUUGCAACAUUCAGAGGCGAUCGUGCUAAGAUUGAUGACCUUGUCAAAACAAUUGGAAGUGGAGAAGUAUUAAACUCAUGGAAGGCUCAAGUUACAUCUUAUGAAGAAAACAAAGAAGGAAAGGCUAUUGAAGAGCACGAAGUAACCAACCAGAACGUUGAUACUAUCAAGUGGCCAGGAGAAGUUGAGAUUUAUAUCUGCUAA